AUGAGCCUCAACUGGGAGAGCCAAGCCCAAAAGGGCAAAGAUGUCUUGAAUAAUUCGAUCCCGAAGCAAUGGCUUGUUCCUGUUGAUAGGCUGCCGCCAGCCUCGCAGAAGAGCGUUGUCGAGUUCCCUCGGAGCAGUGGCUUGCUCAGUACACACGAACUGCUUAUCACUGACAUGACUGCCACGGCACUGGUAGAGGAAAUGGGCAAAGGAGCAUUGACGGCGGAAGAGGUGGUGACUGCAUUCUUGAAGCGAGCUGUCAUGGGUCACCAAAUGCUUAACUUUGCAACCGAGUUUCUUGCUGACGAAGCCCUCGCUCGCGCCAAAGAGCUUGAUGCAUAUUACCGACGCACUGGGAAACUAGUUGGACCUUUGCACGGCGUUCCAAUCAGUGUGAAGGAGCAUAUAUCCAUGAAGAACCGGACGUGCAACACAGGAUAUGUAGCUUGGACCGACAAAGUUUACACGGAAGAUGCAUUCCUGCUUCAACUCUUAUCCAAGGCCGGCGCAGUAUUCCAUGUCAGAACAAAUCAGCCACAAUCACUCAUGCAUCUAUGCUGUAGCAACAAUAUCACUGGAACGACGGUGAACCCAUACAACCGUACUUUGACCCCGGGUGGAUCUUCCGGGGGAGAGGGUGCCUCGAUGGGCUUCCGCUGCGCACCACUAGGUAUCGGCACCGACAUUGGCGGAUCGAUUCGUUGCCCGGCAGCAUUCUGCGGCGCCUAUGGAUUCCGCCCUUCCUCACUGCGAAACCCAGCAACGGGCAUUAAGGUGGCUUCAUCAGGCCAGGAGAAUAUUCGCGGAGUCGUGGGACCAAUGUCCAGUCGCUCAAUUGAAGAUCUGGAACUGUUCCAAAGAGCCGUCUUGGAUCAAGAGCCUUGGGAUGUUGAAACGUCAUUGAUGCCUGUGCCUUGGAAGAAUGUCGCGCCUUCGAGAGAAAUGACCGUGGCAAUCAUGUGGGACGAUGGUUGGGUCCGACCUCACCCUCCCAUCACUCGUGCGUUGCAUUUCGCUAGGGAAAAGCUCGUUGCGGCAGGUAUCAAAGUCGUGGACUGGGAGCCAUAUAAACACCAGCAUGGAUGGGAGAUCAUUUCUGCUCUCUACUACCCCGACGCUGGCGCAAAACAGCGUCAAGUCCUCGCUCAAUCCGGCGAGCCUGCUCGCCCACUCACGGAAUGGGCACUAUCAUAUGCUGGAAACAAGACCCUCUCACAGGAAGAAACUUGGAACUUGCAAGAGCAGCGUGAGAUCUUCAAGGAUGAGUAUCAUGGCCUCAUGAAGGCUCGCGGGGUCGACUUCAUUCUCUCUCCGAAUUAUCCUGGAGUAGCGGCUGUGAUGGGCGAGUCGCAGUAUUGGAACUAUACUGCAAUCUGGAACAUUGUAGAUCUCCCUUCGGCGACUUUCCCCUCUGGACUUAGCGUUGACCCAAAGCUUGACGCUCUGACUGAGCUCGGCAAGAAGUAUGUUCCUAGGGAUGGUGUUGAUGAGCGCGAGUGGCAGAAGUACCAGGGGCCCGAGCGAUAUGAAGGUGCGCCGAUCGGGUUGCAGAUUGCUGGGAAGCGAUACAGGGACGAAGAGACCCUGGCGGCUGCUAAAUUGGUGGAAGAGAUCGUCAGUGGAAACUCGAAAUCGAAGCUUUAA
Messenger RNA from Penicillium olsonii, 1644 nucleotides. The record is from the annotation of a GenBank genome assembly. Lineage: Eukaryota; Fungi; Ascomycota; Eurotiomycetes; Eurotiales; Aspergillaceae.